This is a messenger RNA of Anguilla rostrata (American eel), 6303 nucleotides long. Its product is annotated as vasoactive intestinal polypeptide receptor 2-like. The transcript is spliced from 13 exons. The record is from RefSeq and is a predicted model, not a curated record. Gene Ontology annotation, cellular component: plasma membrane. NCBI's taxonomy places the organism in Eukaryota, Metazoa, Chordata, Actinopteri, Anguilliformes, Anguillidae. Gene Ontology annotation, biological process: cell surface receptor signaling pathway; adenylate cyclase-modulating G protein-coupled receptor signaling pathway. The coding region runs from base 373 to 1683 and encodes 436 amino acids. Gene Ontology annotation, molecular function: vasoactive intestinal polypeptide receptor activity; G protein-coupled peptide receptor activity; peptide hormone binding.
GGAGGGAUGGUCAGAGAAAGACGGGGUUGUCCGCCCGAGUUAAAACACUGAUGAUUGCUGUGACGGCUGCAUCUCGAGUUAACGGCAGGAGUGACAGUACAACUCGGGUCCUAACUGCAACUCUGUCUAUUUACCUGAUUAUUUUAGCAGCCUAUAUUGGGUUUGCUCUUCAGACAGCGUAGAUUUAAAAUGUCAUACCGCUCUUUAAUGUUGUAAUCUGCACAUUUUAAAGUAGGCAGAUAUUGUCUGGCAUUAAAAUGCCGUUCAACUGAUGACUUUUGAAGAACAGGCGCCAAUUGAGAUAAUCGCUCCACAAACUAGAACUAAUGAGUUCUCAGUAGAUUACUCCAGCUCUGGAAAGUUGACCUAGCGAUGAGGAUGAGACGCUGGAAAUUGAUAUUUUUCCUUGCAUUUUUGUUGUCAUCCCCUGCCCAUGGGAUGCACCCCAUGUGUCACUUCAUGUCAGAUCUGAAGACAGCAGAGGAUGACUGUACUGGGCGACUUAAGGAACAGCCCUACUUGUACUCCAAAGGAUGCAGGGGGACAUGGGAUAACAUAUCAUGCUGGGACCAUGCGGAGGUAGGAGAGAUGGUCAGCAAUUCUUGUCCAGCAGUGCUCCGAAACCUGUUUGGAAGAAAUGGAAUGAUCAGCAAAAACUGCACGGAGAAUGGAUGGUCUGACGUGUUUCCCAGCAUAAACAGUGCUUGCGGAUCUGAGGCUGAUACAGACAAGUUGGUGUUUUACAUGGUGGUGAAGACUCUGUACACACUGGGACACAGUUUGUCCUUGAUAGCUCUCAUCACAGGAAGUACCAUCCUCUGCCUUUUCAGAAAGCUUCACUGUACCCGGAAUUACAUCCACUUGAACCUCUUCUUGUCUUUCAUCUUGAGAGCUGUUGCCAUAUUGGUGAAGGACGCAGUGAUUUUCUCACACGAUACUGACUGCACAGAGCAGCCACCCCUGAUUGGAUGCAAGGCCUGCCUUGUUAUCUUUAACUACUUUGUCAUGGCCAAUUUCUUCUGGCUGCUGGUGGAGGGGCUGUACCUGCACACUUUGCUCAUGGUGAUAUUCUCCAAAAACAGACACUUCCUCAUUUAUCUCCUGAUUGGCUGGGGAAUUCCUACAGUGUUUCUGAUAGCAUGGGUUAUCACCCGGAUAUAUCUAGAAGAUACAGGAUGUUGGGAGAGAAAUGACAAUUCCAUUCCAUACAGAGUGAUCAAUGGGCCCAUCGUAUUCUCCAUUAUAGUGAACUUCAUUCUGUUUAUCAAUAUAAUUCGGAUCCUGGUUCAGAAGCUCAGGUGUGCAGAUGUGGGAGGAAAUGACCAGUCUCAGUACAGGAGACUGGCCAAGUCCACUCUACUGCUAAUCCCUUUGUUUGGAGUCAAUUAUGUCAUCUUUGUGUAUCUGAAUGAAAAUGAAGCCAUGGAAAAUUACAAAAUAUUUUUUGACCUGGCCAUUGGGUCAUUUCAGGGCUUGGUUGUGGCCAUACUCUACUGCUUUUUGAAUAGUGAGGUUCAGAGCGAGCUGAAGAGGAUGUGGAGGAGCGUCUGCCUGACCUAUUUGAGCCGUGAGUAUCGGCUUCAUAGCUCCUCCCUCUCUCAGAACGGCUCAGAGGCCAUGUCCCAGUUCCACCGGAAAUCCAGGGCCCAGUCCUUCCUACAGACUGAAACCACUGUCCUGUGAGGACCACCUCAUUCUUACAGCUUUCGGCAUCUUGGUGUUUCAUUUUUUACAUUACUGAGCGGGUUCUUGUAAUUGGAGACUUCCUUGAGGUGAUGAUAUCUUUGGUCUGUGUUGAUCUCACAUUUAUUUUUGUUUGUAUGGUUUUGAUAGACGAUCAUGCAGGUGUUUUACGCAAGGUGUAUCAAAUUUAUGAAUUAUGUCUUUACAGUUUUUCUCAAUUGUUUAAACACGUUUUCUGAAACUAUAGCUCAAUUUCUCAAAACUCUACACACAAAGCACAGCAACAGUUAACCUUUUGCCAAAACUACACAAAUCUCUUGCAAAAUGCAUUCAUGCAUUCAAAACCGUGUUCUCUCUUCUCAAAACUGACUUUUUCCAUCAAAAUGAUUCACACAGGCCUCAUUUGAAUAGGUCUUAUUGAGCAUUGAUUUCACACUGGUGCGAUAAAUUUAAAAACACAACCAUCGAAAUACUGUAUAAAUGUUUUGGCCUCAUGAGGCCAUGUUACAUAUUCAAGUUAUAAAAUUGUGUACAAAUUGCUAAUAUUUUCUCCUUUUUUGAAGUUUUAGUUUUCUUUUCGAGGGGUCCCAAAAUAGGCUGCAGAUUUACAGUAAAUAUAAAGACUGUUGCCAUGAUACAAUACAGUAAAUAUAUCAUCAUAUAAAUAGUGCAUUUGCUAGGUAAACCUAAUUCUAAUUCAGUACAGUACAGCAAAGUGUGUGAACUGUUAUCAGUUUGAGUGUUGUUGUUAUUGUGUAUGAUACAUUGCACAUUUACUGUAUUAUCCUGCCAAUGAGGUACAGUUGGGCUGCACUCACAACCCAGGUUCCAUCAUGAGUCAUACUGAACAUUGUUAGAAGUGUUUUUUCAUUUUCCUUAUCAGUGCAAUUAUGAGUUUUGCCAAAAUAGAUAACAUUUGUGUCUUCUCAAAACUAGAACAUGCUUAGACUGGUCAAUGGAUGUAAUGAUCUGUUACCAUAUAUGAAAUCAAUGAACAAAUUCAAAAAGGAAACAAAGCAAAUCUUUAUUUGUUACUGUAAAACAAAUCUUUGUUCAGCAGACUGCAAAAAUAAAAAUCGUAGUUUGUAGGCCUGCUGUAAAAAAAACAAAAAACAAAUACGUGAUCAACCAAAGUUGCACGUAUUUCAUUUGAAAUAUCAGCUCGUCUCCCUCUUCUUUGUCCACCUCGUCCACCUCAUACACGUACACCUCCUCCUCUACCUCUAUCUCUCCACUGUUUUCCAAAACAAACAGAGGUCACCGGAGGUCUCUUUUAUGCUCUGACAGAUAAUUGAAAAGUUUAGCCAAUUGAGUUUGAGCAGGUGUGGCUUGAGUGAAACCAGUUGGUACUUAGAGUUUGGCAUUUGAAGGCCAGUGUUUUCCAUGUGAACAAACUUGAUUAUGAAAAUUGUGCUAAAUGAUGAGAUUGUGUGUGUAGAGUUGUGCAAAAAUGUGAUUUAGAAUUGCUAUUUGAGUGAAAACAAAGGAAUUGUGCUUAGAGUUUUGCAGAAAUAUUCUUUGUUGUUGACAUUUGAGCUUCAAGUUUUCACCAACGUGUGCAUAGUUCCAGUUUUAGUGUGUAAACAUUUGAGAAAAACUGUAAUAGUUGUUUCAUUGAUCCUAGGCUUGAUGUACCCCUCCCAUAUACAUAGACACAAAAAGAGUUUUUAAAAAGUCCAUGUGUGUUCUUCCUUUACAUGCAUUUCGAACAUUUUUGGACAAACUUUCUAAGGCCGGUUUAUAAGUACUCUCAUUCCUCCUGGUGAUACAUAUCUGCUAGAAUUUUCCUUACUCAACUCCCAGCUGUUAAAGCAUUUAAAACAUUGUUUAAAAUAUACAGUGCCACAAAAAAGUAUUUUCACCCUUCCUGAUGUCCUCUAUUAUUUGUGACAGCGAAUGGUUUCAGAGCUUAAGAUAAAGUGUAAUAUUAGACAAAGAGAAACAGAGUAAACCAUUCCAAAUGUGGCAAAUCCUUGCCCAUUUAGGGGGUACCCUAUUUAAAACUUCAUAAUUCCAGAUGUGAACACCACAGAGAGUUGAAAAUGGCUUAAAUGAAGCAAGACAUUUAUACCAUUUACAAUACUAACUUAGAUUAGUUUAUAUUCAUAAUUUUGGAAGAAAUAAAGUGCCACAAAUGCAAUUGUCUGGGCAAAAAAUAAAUAAAUGCUCAUUUUUAGUUUGCAAUGAAAUACUGAGAGAUUGCAUGUAUACAGAAGGCUAAACUAUAAAUAUUCUGGAUCAAAAACUCCUUCACAAGUUCAUAAAAUGUUAGGGUGGAUAUGUACAACUACUAAAGAUCUAUGAAACAAAAACUAAACAGUGUACUCAGUGUCUUCAAAUUUAUCCAAAAUGUGUAAAUUAUGCAUUGCUGUGAAUCACAACAUAUUCACGUAUUUCUCUACAAAUCAACUGUUUUGACUGAAGAAACUCACUGUUGCAUCAUUUUAAAGUGGGAAUUACAAGCUUUCCAUCAGUACAGUGGUCUAAAAUUUCUAGGCGUCCAGAAACAUAUCCAAAAUCUCUCCAAAAUGGAUAAAAUGCUUUUUGUCCAUUAUAAAGCUUAUAUGAAUGAAUGAAUGAAAACCUUUCUGGUUUUCAUUCAAAGCAUAUAAAUGACCCUCUUAUAAGGUUUAAGGUGAAACAUUGAUAUUGGAUUAAAAUAUAAUUCAAAAAUAUUGUCACACAAUGCGGUACAGUACCUAAAUGUGUAAUAAUGAACUUUCAAAUGUAUUUCUGUACUCUACAGUGUGUAAUGAUUUCUUGUAUGGAGAUAAGACGACAUGAAAACAAUAUUCAACCGUCCACCACAUUUUGGCAAUGUUCCAACUUUCACGUCAUAUCUGGUGGAUGAAAUACAAAAACUGUAAAGCUACCAACAAACGCUUACAUUAGUGUGAAAUAUUCUCAUUAUAAAAUAGCACUAACCUAUUUAAAGACACUCAAUUAAAAAAAAUAAUGUAUAUAACCAAAAUAUUUUGAACAGUAAUACUUACAUAGCGAUGAUGAAAUUUUAUCUGUGUUCAGUAGAUAGAGACAGAGAAAGUAAAUCAAUCAUGUCGUUUUCUUCUGUCUUACUUCAGAAAACAAUGUCAGCUAGGCCUAUCAGCAAACAUAUGGCUUAGCUAUGCUCAGAAGUCCUCAAUAAUAAAUAUUUUCCAAUAAAUUACGAAAAUCAUUGAUAACGUUUUGUGGGGUGCAGUGUCUUUUACUGCUACCACAGAGUGAAUGCGUAAGGGAAUGCAAUUAUGAGAACUUUCGGUUAACCUACACAAAGCUAUAAAACGCUAUUCCAAAAGCAAAAUUAGACAUGUUAUACAUCUGUUUUCUGUCACCUUUUGGAUUGAUUAAUUGUCAAUCAAGCCAGACUGUAUAAAAAGGGCAACAACACCGUAAACAACGUGUGGUAUUACGCACAGCUAUUUUGGAAGGUGCCCAGGCAUCACAAAUGCGUGUAUAUUUCACAAACGGAUUAUCACAAGACAAUAUAUGACCAUCUCUACGUGUAUAACCAAUGGUAAGGUUGUAUAUUUAUUCAAUUUAGUCCCAGAUAUUGACUGUAGAAUGACAUGGUAUAAUUUUCAAAAAAUGUGUCCUGUUUUUUUUGUUAUUCAAUGAGCAGCGUUUUCAUUGCUGUAUUGGCAUUAUCUUAGGGCUAUUAUUAGGUUUAUCUUGUUGCUAUGACGGAAUACAAUUUUUAAGUGGUGAAAGAAUAUUUCUGUGAAUGCCCAGAUUGACACUAUUGUCCAUUAUGUGAUGGGUGGGGGGUGUGGGUGCAGAUGAGACUGCAGGGAGGGGGUUCUUGUUAAAUGAAUGACCAGCGCGACAAUGGUGGCUCUGCGAAACUCUGUAUUUGGCAUAGUUGUCGUGUAUAAACUAUUAAUGAAACUACAACACAGAGUUUCUAGAAUACAGUGUGCUGACCACUAGGGGGAUUACGCAAAGUGGUUAAUAAAAAAAGUUAUCAAACACCCAUAUCACCCUUAACCUCUUAGCGCAUUGCCCCUAGUGGUGGGCACGCCCGCGUGCCUAGAUUACUAAAGUCAAACAUUCGGUGCUACUGCAACCAACGUGUGAGAUGAAAACAGAAACGCGUUGUUUCAGUUUCAUUAGUAGACGAUACAUGACAACUAUGCCGAAUACGGAGUUUCGCAGCCCCACCAUUGUCGCUCCGGUCGUUCAUUUAACACGCACCCCCUCCCUGCAGUCUCAUCUAAAAAACACCCCCCACCCUUGACAUAAUGGACAAUAUUGUCUAUCCUGGCAUUAAUAAAAAUAUUCUUUCACCACUAAAAAAUCGUAUUCCGUCAUAGCAGCAAGAUAAACCCGACAAUAGCCCUAAGUAUGCCUAUACAGCAGUGAAAACGCUGCUCACUGAAUAACGAAAUAGACGAGAAAAAGUUUUUAAAAAUGAUACCAUGUCAUUCUACAGUCAAUAUCUGGGACUAAAUAUUGAAUAAAUAUAAAACCUUACUGUUGGUUUUACGUGUAGAGAUGUCCCUUUUGAGACUGCGUGGUCAUAUAUUGUCUUGGACAAUCCGUUUGGGAAAUAUAGGCGCAUCCGUGACGCCUGGGUAUCUUCCAAAAUAGCUGUGCGUAACACCACACCUGUUGUUUACGGCG